Molecule: messenger RNA, 1047 nt
Organism: Nipponia nippon (crested ibis)
Lineage: Eukaryota; Metazoa; Chordata; Aves; Pelecaniformes; Threskiornithidae
Source: RefSeq, a predicted model, not a curated record
AUGAAGUGCUCGUUGCGCUUCUGCUUCCUCUCGACCGCCUUCCUGCUCAUCUUCGUCAUGUCCCUCCUCUUCACCUACUCCCACCACAGCAUCGCCUACCUGGACCCUGGCGGGCUGGCCGGCAUCCACCGGGUGAAGCUGGUACCCGGCUACGCCGGCAUGCAGCGGCUCAGCAAGGGGGGGCCGUACCCCCGGGGCUGCGCCUGCCGCCGCUGCCCGGCCGAGGAGGCCGGGGCUGCCAACUGGUUUGAUGGGCGCUACGACGGCACCAUCUCCCCGGUGUGGACCAAGGAGAACAUGGACCUGCCACCCGACGUCCAGAGGUGGUGGAUGAUGCUGCAGCCCCAGUUCAAGUCCCACAACACCCAUGAGGUCCUGAGCAAGCUCUUCCAAAUCGUGCCGGGCGAGGAUCCCUACCGCUCCCGCGACCCGCACCACUGCCGCCGCUGCGCCGUGGUCGGCAACUCGGGCAACCUGCGUGGCUCUGGUUACGGGCCGGAGAUAGACGGGCACGACUUUGUCAUGCGGAUGAACCAGGCCCCCACGGUGGGUUUCGAGGGUGACGUGGGCGGUCGGACCACGCACCACUUCAUGUACCCCGAGAGUGCCAAGAACCUGCCCGCCAACGUCAGCUUCGUGCUGGUGCCCUUCAAAACCCUGGACUUGCUCUGGAUCGCCAGUGCCCUCUCCACCGGCCAGAUCAGGUUCACAUACGCGCCCGUGAAGCCUUUUCUGCGGGUCCCGUCCUCCCAGGUGCAGAUCUACAACCCUGCCUUCUUCAAGUAUAUCCACGACCGCUGGACAGAGCACCACGGGCGCUACCCCUCCACCGGCAUGCUGGUGCUCUUCUUCGCCCUCCAUGUCUGCGACGAGGUGAACGUCUUCGGCUUCGGCGCCGACAGCCGGGGCAACUGGCACCACUACUGGGAGAACAACCGCUAUGCUGGGGAGUUCAGGAAGACGGGGGUGCACGAUGCUGACUUCGAGGCGCACAUCAUCGACAUGCUGGCCAAAACCAGCAAGAUCGAGGUUUACCGGGGGAACUGA